Molecule: messenger RNA, 1321 nt
Organism: Paramecium octaurelia
Lineage: Eukaryota; Ciliophora; Oligohymenophorea; Peniculida; Parameciidae
Source: the annotation of a GenBank genome assembly
CAAAAUGGGAAAUACCAUAGUUUUCGAAGGUGAAAACUCUAUAACAUCAAAUCUAUUAAAAGACUAACUAAAAUAUGUAGGCAGUAAGCAACAUAAGUAUUUGGGAUAGAUUUAAUUAUGGAAAAAUAAAUAAAACCAACAUGAAUGGAUAUUUUCAAAGGUAAGAAGAUUUAAAUUAAAUCAGAUUUCUUUGAUUGAUAUUGAUGAAAAUAUCAUAAAUUCUUGGCAUAUAAAAAGGAAGUCAAUGUAACAUGAAAAUUUAUUAUAAUAUUAUGGUUGUACAAUUAAAGAGCAGACAUUUUAAGGAGCAAUAAAAGAUUUUCGAAUUUAUUAUGAAUUUCUACCAACAAAUUUAUCAAAGGUUCUUAAGGAUCAUUAAUUUAAUGGACAAUAUGUUAAAGAGUCGUUUAUCUGGAAAGUAAUUAAAAUAUUUCUACAAGUUAAUAACAUAAAUUUCUACUGUCUUUGCUUAUCUAGAUAGUAAGAAUAAAUUUCACUCCAAUAUCACCUUCGACAGCCUCUUUUUUGAUAAAGCCCACAAUGUGAAAAUUUUAGUAUGAAAUUAUGUAAGCAUAGUACUAUGGAGCUGUCCCAAAUUUAUUAUCAAAUUAUGCAUAAACGUUAGGAAAUUAUAAUUCAAACAGAUCUUUGAGUCCUUAAUAGAUGAAGGAUUAUUAAAAUCAUUUGACUUAGUUAUAAACUGACCCUUUCAAAUAGGAUUCUUAUUCAUUUGGAAUACUUUUAGUGUCAAUAAUGAGUGGUAAAGGUAAUAAUGAAUUUUUACAAAUAAUUUUAAGAUGUAACAAAGUAUACAGACUUUUAUAAGGAAGUUAUUCAUUAUAAGCAAAUUUUAAAUAUUUUGGGAUCUGCCUAUCACUAUUAUUCUUAAUCUUUAAUAAACAUAGUAGUAAGUUUAUUACAAUAUGAUGAUUCAAAAAGACCAAAUAUUUCUUAAAUAUUUAAAGUCAAGAUCCACAAGCAGCCCACUAUCCAAUAUCGCCCAUAAUUAUAGAUAGUUUAAUAGCCUUAAACAAUUAAUAUUUAUAGAUUAGAUACAACUCAAUCUUGUUCUUCUUAAAACCAUCAUCAGAGUUAAUACCUUUUGAUAUCGCCAACUAAAAAGACUCCUUCUAAGACAAAUAACACAAUAUUAUACUCAUCACCAAGAUAGGCCUCAAAAAGCUCAUCAUAUGCAUAUCCUAAAUAAAUUUAAUUAGCUAAUGGAUUUUUUACUCCAAAGACAAAAUAAUCCAGAAGUAUCUCUUAUAGAUUUCUUUCAAGUAGAAACUUUAGUAAAGUUUAAUCACCUUAUAUGAAAUGA